Molecule: messenger RNA, 375 nt
Organism: Peronospora farinosa
Lineage: Eukaryota; Oomycota; Peronosporomycetes; Peronosporales; Peronosporaceae
Source: the annotation of a GenBank genome assembly
AUGCAGUUGUCUCCGCGUGCGCUUGUGCAAUAUCUCAGAGCAGACCGCGGUCUCCAAACUGGACACCAGCACCCUAGAACACGCACCGACUGGUUGAGAACUGCUCUUGACGGAUAUGGCUUCGCUCUCGCGCUGGAUCUCUUUAUGCGAAAAGCGGUCUAUACGGAACCGCAUCAUUCUCGAACCAAGCCUGCGGAUGACGUGACGUCGAUGGGUGGCACUGAUCCAUGCACGUGUCAACACUGCAUCAGCAAUGCCGUUCAGCACACAUUGAAGCAUGGAUCCGUCCCGCCCCCGUCCGUUGGCUACGAGAACGCACUUUAUAACAAGGUCCGGUGUCGGCUGCGGUGCCCCACUCACGCACUUCCUCCGUGA